Molecule: messenger RNA, 555 nt
Organism: Aspergillus affinis
Lineage: Eukaryota; Fungi; Ascomycota; Eurotiomycetes; Eurotiales; Aspergillaceae
Exons: 1
Coding region: 1-555 (184 amino acids)
Source: RefSeq, a predicted model, not a curated record
AUGGUAGAUCUCUGUAGUCCAUGUCGCUCUAGACACGACGAAGAGGAAGAGGGGGCUCAAGAGCAGGCCCGCACUGCGGCGAGCCAACAACGCCAGCGAGACCUCAUUACGGCUGCCUCCGAACGUCUGCUGGCCCAAGAUCUCUCGCCACCACGCAGCCUUGUCAGUAUCUCGGUUUGUUAUCCUGAGAAUGUUAGAUUCAACGUCAACAUACGGCGUGAAGUUGGUCGAUACCUUCGACACGUUCUUGAGGAUCGUGUUUAUACCGGCAUCCCCCGUGCGGUGCCUGAAAACCAUCUUCACGAAUGUCGUGCCAUGAUAGUUGCUCUUAAGGAUGACGGUAGAUACUCGUCAAGAUCGCGUGAGUUCCAAGGGCACCUCAACCGAAGGGCGCUUGAGGCCGUCAACUCCAGAUUGGUGCAAUGUCAUCCAGAUCUUCGAAUCCAGUAUCCUUUCGUCACAACUGGUCUUAUGUUAACCCUGGUCCGUCUUCAGAAUCGUGAUCCUCGACCCAAUCGGCUUGUCCGUCUCCCCACCUCCGAUCCAGAUAUUUAA